Messenger RNA from Cololabis saira (Pacific saury), 1200 nucleotides. RefSeq names its product teleost multiple tissue opsin 3a (gene tmtops3a). The record is from RefSeq and is a predicted model, not a curated record. Bases 1 to 1200 code for a protein of 399 amino acids. The transcript has 4 exons. Gene Ontology annotation, cellular component: membrane; photoreceptor outer segment. Gene Ontology annotation, molecular function: G protein-coupled receptor activity. Gene Ontology annotation, biological process: G protein-coupled receptor signaling pathway; visual perception. NCBI's taxonomy places the organism in Eukaryota, Metazoa, Chordata, Actinopteri, Beloniformes, Belonidae.
AUGGUGGUCUACUUACGCGGCUGCAAUAAUUCCAGCACUGUGGACAGUUCCCUCUCCGGUUCCCUCUCCAGUUCCCUCUCCGGCCCCAGCCCCGGCUCCGCCGCCGCCCUGCGGGGCUCCGCCGGCCCCCACAGCCCCGACGGGCUGAGCAGGACCGGCCACACGGCCGUGGCGGUCUGCCUGGGCUUCAUCCUAGUGGCGGGGAUCCUCAGCAACUUUCUCACGCUGCUCGUCUUCGUCAAGUUCCGCUCCCUGUGGACGCCCAUCAACCUCAUCCUGUUGAACAUCAGCCUGAGCGACAUCCUCGUGUGCGUGUUCGGGACGCCGUUCAGCUUCGCGGCGAGUCUGCACGGUCGCUGGCUCAUCGGGGAGCACGGCUGCAAGUGGUACGGCUUUGCCAACUCCCUGUUCGGGAUCGUCUCCCUGGUGUCGCUGUCUGUUCUUUCCUAUGAGCGCUACGUCACCGUGCUGCAUCACUCCCAGGUCGACAUCUCGGACUUCAGGAAGGCCUGGCUGUGCGUCGGCGGUUCCUGGCUCUACUCGCUCUUCUGGACGUUGCCACCCUUCCUGGGUUGGAGCAGUUAUGGGCUGGAGGGCCCCGGUACCAGUUGCUCCGUCCAGUGGCAUCUCCGCUCUCCCAUCAGUGUCUCAUAUGUGUUGUGUCUCUUCAUCUUCUGUCUGCUCUUGCCCCUUCUACUCAUGGUCUACUGUUAUGGACGGAUCCUGGUUGCCAUCAGGGGGGUGGGUAAGGUCAAUCUGCUGGCAGCUCAGCGCAGAGAGCAGCGCAUCCUGGUCAUGGUGUUGUUCAUGGUGUCCUGCUACAUGCUGUGCUGGAUGCCUUAUGGCAUCGUGGCGCUGAUGGCCACCUUCGGCCCAUCUGGACUGGUCAGUCCCAUGGGUAGCGUGGUGCCUUCCAUUCUGGCCAAGUUCAGCACCGUUGUCAACCCGGUUAUCUACGUGUUCUUCAACAACCAGUUUUACAGAUGCUUUGUGGCUUUUGUGAAGUGCAGCAGGGAUCCCCACUUUGUUCCAUCUGAGGAACACCCGACUCCAAGAACCCCGCUGUCAGAUACAGUCCACGUUCGGAGACGGACCUCGCUCAACUCUUCUAAACCUCAAGUCCUCAGCAGCAGCAGAAGCCCCGCCACCUGCAGCCUUCACAAUGACCGACACGUUCUGUUUGUUCACUACACUCCAUGA